CACAAACCAACCUUGAAACAACAACUUACUACCAUCUUGUUCACAAUGGCUUCUUACCUUAUUACUGGUACCUCACGAGGCAUUGGCCUGGCUCUCACUGAGAUUCUUGCUUCCAAGCCUGCCUCAGAGGUGUCUGUUGUCUUUGCCGCAACCCGUACAGAAACCAAUGCCCUCAAGCAGCUAGUCUCUCAGUCUGCUGGCCGUGUUCACCUUGUCAGGAUUGAUGUGACAGAUGAAGAGAGCGUCAAAAAGGCUGCAGCUGAGGUUCAGCAGUUGCUCAAUGGCAAGGGGCUGGAUAUUCUCAUUAAUGGUGUUGGUAUCAUGAACUACACUCCUGGUGGAAUUGAGACUAUGACGGAUCUCGACUCGUCAUUUAGAACUAAUGUCACCAGUGCCCACCUGAUGACUAGUGCCUUCCUGCCACUGCUGAAGAAGGGUAACGUCAAGAAAGUUGCCAACAUCUCCACGACCCUUGGCUCUAUUGGCAUGGCUCCCAGAUAUGCAAUUUUCCCUGUCCCGGCAUACAAGGUCUCCAAGGCUGCCCUGAACAUGUUAACUGUGCAAUAUGCCCAGUCCUUUGCAGACCAGGGCUUCACAUUCCUCACCAUCUCCCCUGGAUGGGUCAAAACCAAUCUUGGCGGUGACGCUGCUGAUCUGACAGUUGACCAGAGCUCUAAAGCUGUCCUGGAUAUUAUUUCUCAUGCAACCACUGCAGAGAAUGGAAAGUUCUUUAACAUUCUGGUACCUGGGUGGGAGAAGGCAGAGGGUCUCAACCAGUAUGAUGGUCAACAGCCCCCAUGGUAA
Monascus purpureus is the source of this 804-nucleotide messenger RNA. NCBI's taxonomy places the organism in Eukaryota, Fungi, Ascomycota, Eurotiomycetes, Eurotiales, Aspergillaceae. The record is from the annotation of a GenBank genome assembly.